CUGGUCAGUAGUGGUUCAAUCUAAAUUGUUAUAUCAUUCUCAAGUUGGUGCAUUUGUUCUAUUAUUAAAUUAUUCAUGCACAUUUUACAUGUAUUGUAGCCUUUUAUUUCGAACAGUUUUGAGCACAUGUACGUGAAUCACUCAACCCAUACAAGAUCACAUUUGCUCAGCUGAACUUUUGUAUGGCAAAAUUUCUGCAACCAUGUGUUUGAUAAACUGCUGUUGUUAUCACUACUGUCUAGCAAAACGGACAAGUGAGUUAGUUCUGUUUGCGGAUUCGUCAGUGCAAGACGUCUUGUAAGAGGGAACAGAAAAUAACCGUGGGUUAUUAAGUGAAUGGAUACCAAAACUAAUUUACAUACAGUUUAGUUAAAAAAACCACCCAUAACUACUUCACCAUCAUCAGAAAAUGAUCUCAUUAGUGAUUUUCACGUGUGUGUGGACUGUAGAGGGGUUUAAUUUAUCGCCCAACGCCAAUUAUGUAUUCAAUCAUCCAGUUCUUAAAACGUUUAUACCGCCGACACGAAGUUCUUAUUUUGGAUUCUCAGUCAACCUGCGCGCAAGUGGGGUAAUAGUCGGAGCACCUCAAGCACAGUCGGACUUUGAAUAUCAGCGAAAUAUAAAUGAAACAGGAGCUAUUUAUAAGUGUAGCUUCGCGAACCAUUCUACCUGUGUCCCGUUCCGUCUUGACCGGCAGGGUAACACCAACUACGAGGACUACUAUACCAACCAUCCCGAGAUACGAUCGGAGUAUAAGGAGCACCAGAUGCUCGGAGCAACGGUAGAGGGACUCGGCUCCGAUAGAGCUUGGUUUGUCGCUUGUGCUCCACAACUUAAGGGCAACGUCGAGAGAGCGUACCUUUUGCAUGGGAUUUGCUACCUGACCGAGGGUACCAUCGAGGUCGAUGAGCCGAACAAUUUGUACAAAAUAAAACCACUGCGUCUUAAAGCACAACAGCGAAAAACGGGCUACAACUAUAUGUACGCAGAGCUAGGCUUCAGUCUGCACGUGACAGACGACGGGGAUGAAAUACUUAUAGGAGCACCCGGCGUUAUGGAUUGGCGAGGCACUGUUCUCCGCUAUCGCCAACGGCCAACAAAAACUAACAACCAGGCGGUUCCUCGAAGCAAUGUUUACCUGGAGACCAACUGGAGGCGGCGCCUAACACAUGAAUGCGUUGUGCCGGAUCCAACUUACACUAAUAUUCCUCCAAACUCCUACUUUGGAUACGCUAUCAGUUCGGGUCGGUUUCUAGGAACUCAAAAAGUCCUGUAUGUGGCAAGCGCUCCCCAAGCACGCAAACAACACGGUGAAGUGAUCCUUUUCGACUAUGCCGACAAUCACACCAUCUGGGAGGCGGUGAUCGUUCGAUAUCGAACAUUUGUAGGUCAUCAAUUUGGCGAAUAUUUCGGGUACGCACUGUUGACGGAGGACUUUAACAGUGAUGACCUUCCGGAUCUUGCAAUCGGUGCCCCAAUGCAUAGUCGCGCUGUGGAUUACGAUAACGGUGCGGUAUAUGUACUGCUCAACAUGGGCGAACUGAACUUCGAACUACAGACCAAACUGAUGAGCUCGUAUGAGUUGGGAGGCAGGUUUGGUACGAGCUUGGGAAAAAUCGGUGAUCUCAACAGAGAUGGAUAUGGCGAUAUUGCAGUUGGGGCACCUUUUGAGGAGGAUGGAACCGUUUACAUAUUCCUCGGUUCUCCAAAUGGGCUUCAGUCACGACCAAGCCAGCGGUUGGUACCAUCGCUUACUCAGUCACCAAAACCACCGAGACAGCCACACAUGUUCGGUCACGCACUUUCUCGCGGUGUCGACAUCGAUGGUAAUGGGUACACGGAUCUGGCCAUUGGAGCACCAAAUGGAGAGGCCGUGUACGUGUACCGCUCUUAUCCUAUCGUACGCAUUGAGGCAAGAAUUAAUUCCACCAAGCGAGAACUACCCGCCGAAGGUGGAGUCUUUCAAAUAGCCCUAUGCUGGUCCACGGACUACCCUGCAGGUGUAUCGUUUCCCGUUGUCCUACAAUACACACUGGACGUUGAUAGCCAGAUGGGGCGAGCAUCGGUCAGUGAUAGAAAGAAUCCUGAGAAAAACCAUGAAAUUGCAACAAUUGGAAAAGAUCCAAUGUGUUUAGAGUACAACGUAGUGGUUAAUGCAUCGCCAACCACACUCUACAAACCAAUCGCAAUCGAGAUCGAGUUCGGUAUAGCCCCAACUGCAACGCCCCCAAAGGAUGGGAACCAUUUUUGUGAGCACUGUGCCAUUCUUGAUCCACAGGAUUCUAAUCGCGUCCAGGAGCGUAUCCCGUUCAAAACCGGCUGCCAGAAGGAAACGUGUAUCACGGAUCUCAAAAUUACAAACAUCCGAUGGGUUGACGUAGUGCCACCGUAUGUAAUUGGAAGUGCAAAAACUGCCACCCUAGAAGUGGAGAUUGAAAAUGCAGGUGAAAAUGCAUAUCUUCCACAACUGAACGUUACCACUUCGUCAUUCCUUCGCUUGAUCAACCCUUCAUCAGAAUGUCUGCAGUCACAGACCGUACAUGACCAGAUCAGCAUGUUAUGCGAUUUAAAUAAUCGGUUACCACUGAAAACGUUGGCCCGAACUAAAUACUCACUCACAUUUGAUGUCACACAGCUCCAGGCGUCUGUCGGGUAUGUAAAAAUUCUCAUUCAAGCUUUAACCACUAGCAAAGAACAAUGGCCUCGGGAUAAUGAAAUGGAGGAACGACUACAUUUGCUGGAAUUCAGUCAAAUAGAUAUUGUAAGCAAAGUUUUACCACGAGAAGCAAACCUAAAUACACAGACAGGUUUUCUGAAUAUAACUCAGCUGGUAAAAUUGCACAAUAACGGACCAAGUGCAUUAAGCGAUGCUUUGUUGCUUUUAGACAUUCCUCUUCGCUACACGCCAUCUCAUCAUGGUGGACAGAAAAGCUGUCAAAUUAUAAGGCUUGCGGAUGUAAACGUACGAAGCAGCUAUAACAAUACACCGUUGGAGGUGGACUGGAUUCAACCAAACUCUGGGAAGGAAUUACUAAAACAAACGUUUGCUUUUUAUCGGAAAAAUCUGCCCGAACAAUUUAUUCCCAGACGGGUAAUCAAUGAAGUUGAAGUUCCUAGUAAUAUUGAAUACUCCAGCAGUUCUAAUCCAGGAAACGAUGUAUCAGCUGAAUUUCCAUAUGCAGAGCAUCCAUUUGGGGACGGUCUUGGAGAGGAUGGUGCACGAGCGAAAAGAUCUAAUCUUUGGCUGCAACCUAUCCGACAAAACAUAAGCAAUAUUCAGCUGGACGACAUGCCACCAAUGCGUACUGUUUAUUUUAACUGUGCGCAAAACCUUUCUACCGUUGAAUGCCUGCAGCUGCAAAUACGGUUGCCUCAUUUGCCUGCGAUCAACAAACCCAUCUUUGUCGAGUUGCAGUACAAGCUGAACCUGAACGCAAUCGAGCCAUGUCUGCAAGAACAGGAAGACAUUUUCGUGGUACAGACACUGAGCGACUUACAAAAGCCGUCAGCUAACGUUCAGGAUACGUUCAAAAUUGCACGUAACAAUCCGUACACGGUCGUGUAUCGGGAUGCCAGCGUUAGUACACCGAUUUGGAUCUACGUGUCGUCGUCGUUCGGGGGACUAAUACUGUUGGCAGUGAUAAGCUACGCAAUGCAUCGGGUGGGAUUCUUUGAGCGACACAUGAAGCAAGAAAUGAGGAAAAUCAACCGUGAGAGCGGAAUCUUAGACAGUCCAGCGGAUAUGGAGUGCGUAGAUGAGGAAGUUUCUGAAAUAUAAUGAGUUAAUAUUUAAUCACACAUAACAAUUUAAAGGAUAAAGAUAAUAACAGAAUUAUUUAACCCAACGACUUUUGACUACUAAGAACUAAGACUAAGAAGAUAUAUGAAGAGUAUUUAAAGUUCACAGUUGAACUAUGUUGUUCAGCAGUAACAGAACCCAUUAGAUCAAGUCACUCCAAUGUGUGACUUGCAGACAUAAUGAAGUAAGCAUCAUGAAUCAUUGUCCAUCAGCUUCUCGUCGAGAAGUGUAGGCCGGUGUAUCAUCCUGAUAGCUGGUAGAAUGCUUCCAAUCCCUAUCA
Anopheles funestus (African malaria mosquito) is the source of this 4079-nucleotide messenger RNA. RefSeq names its product integrin alpha-PS3-like. Gene Ontology annotation, biological process: cell-matrix adhesion; cell adhesion mediated by integrin; cell-cell adhesion. NCBI's taxonomy places the organism in Eukaryota, Metazoa, Arthropoda, Insecta, Diptera, Culicidae. Gene Ontology annotation, cellular component: external side of plasma membrane; integrin complex. The coding region runs from base 410 to 3778 and encodes 1122 amino acids. The transcript is spliced from 6 exons. The record is from RefSeq and is a predicted model, not a curated record. Gene Ontology annotation, molecular function: integrin binding.